Messenger RNA from Penicillium waksmanii, 2802 nucleotides. Its product is annotated as RNA recognition motif domain-containing protein. Gene Ontology annotation, molecular function: RNA binding. The record is from RefSeq and is a predicted model, not a curated record. The coding region runs from base 1 to 2802 and encodes 933 amino acids. The transcript has 4 exons. NCBI's taxonomy places the organism in Eukaryota, Fungi, Ascomycota, Eurotiomycetes, Eurotiales, Aspergillaceae.
AUGUUGAAGCCCUUCCAGAUCAGAGAUCUCCACGGAUCUUCAUCCCGAGAUCAGGAGGAGCCCUCAAAUCGCUCCAACGGCGCGGUUCAGAUCUCAGCUGUCGACUAUGAUCACCUCGCCUCAACCCAUCCCCGAGCAAGACUUAGUUAUCUUGACGAUGAUGAUGGUGACAAUAUCGAGGUCGGAUCCUCACUAGAACUGUCCCAGCGCCUCGAUGAGCCCGUUAAAAUCGAAGCAAUCCAAAUCUCCAGAGAUGAGCCGACACCCAUGCACCUCUUUGAUAUUCGCCGAUCCAACUCAAUCACUGAGCUAUGGAAGCGAUUCGAGAAGCAAGCUUCCGACACCCUCGAGACAGGUGAAGUGAAAAGCAGCGUUACUACGGAAGAAUACUCCAACGAUAAGCCUGCCAACGACCAAGCACCAGCUACCUUGAACACUACGUCCGUUUUCACAUCCGGUGAAAACCCUCUUUUGAGUGGAUAUGAGGCCGAGCUUGCAAUUCUAGCCAACCAUGCCAGUCCAUACCUACCGAAGGGCUCACAGCCAACUUCCUCGACCGAAGCUGGGCCAAAUGCGCCUAAUGUUGCUAGAGAGGAAUCACCGCCCCUCAUGGCAGCAUUCGAGGCCGAAUUAGCGAGCCUAAUGAACUCUACGGAGGACUCUACCACCAGGGGUCAGCAGACAGAGUCAUCGCCUCAGCCAGAUCAAGGUGCAGACUCGAGCUCGCAACGGACUCCUCACCCUGUCGAGAUCCUUGCAGCUCAAGUCCUCAGCCAUCUAGCAAAUGGCGCUAAUAUGGUCCAAUCUGAAUUCACCGCAAGGUUGCCAGAAAUGCAGCGUCAGCUAAAUGAUGCACGGGAACAGCUACGAGAUGCGCAGAGAACUCUACCUGAGAAUGUCAGAAUGUCGCUGCAUACUCUUCUCUCCACGAUUGAGGCUCGAAUGAAAAUCGCACUGGGGAGUCUGCCUACGGGAGGGCGUCAAUUUGCAGAAGAAGCAUUACACGCCGGAAGACCCGUGGCCGAGAACGCUGCAGAUGGAUUCCGCACGAUGGCGUCUGACUUUAAUGAGUUCGGAAAGUCAUUAUAUGCAGCGUUCGAAGAGGAAUUUGGACGAUCUGUCUUUGCACCCGCAAGUACGGGGCCUAGUGCGCCUAACACCACUGGUGCUGCGGCCUCUGGUUCUGCAGAUGAUUGUCCUCCUUCGUCAGAACCUACCUCUCACAACGCUGAAACCCAGCCCAUGGAUUCGAAAAGAGAUGAUGCCCCAGUUGCCAGUCAACCUCCGGUGUAUACCGGCAAAAAUAUGAAUGCUUCUGCCGUGCCGUCGGGACCUGAGAAUCUCAACCAAGGUGCCCAAGCGGGUCCUUUGCCAUGGAAUCUCCCUCCUACUCGCCAUGGUCGCCACCAUCCAGUACCUCCGCCCCAUCCUCGCCCACCUCCUCCGCCACCAUACCCAGGUCGAUGGCCCGUUCCUGGUUCCUUUGGCCAUCUGUUCACCACACCCCACAACCAUCCCAACCAAACCCAUCCGGCACCUGUGGCUACCGCUGAAGUCCCUUCAAGGGAUGCUGAUACACAGCCGGAAGGCGAGAAUAAGACAUUGUUUAUUGGGAAUGUCGGUUUCAAUGUGUCAGAAAAAAUGAUCCAAGAUGUCUUCGCUUCGAAGGGCUUUAUUGUGAACGUUGACCUUCCGUUGGAUGCCACUUCGGGUAAACACGCGGGCUUUGGGUACUUGCAUUUUCCAUCAAAGUAUCCAGCCAUUGCUGCAAUAGAUGCACUUCAGGGCGAACGUAUUGAUGGCUAUGCGAUCAAUCUCGAGUUCAGCGAGAACACACCCAUCGAAAAUGUCCUCGCAACGUCCAACUUGAACUCCAAUGGAACUCCCCAUAACGGUGCGCAAGGCUCCAAGCAAGUCAAUUCCAGCUCUCUUCCUCGACCAAGCAGCUCCAUCAAGCGGCAGAAGUCAUGUUCCCCUCGAGCUGGAUCGCCUCAGCUGAUUGAUCUAUCGUUUGAAGACAAUUCUGGCUCCGCUUGCGACUCCUCGCGCCAGGUUAAGGAUGAUCCAGAACAUAAACAAGGCAAUGAAGAUGAAUCUUUUUCGAAUUUCAAUCACGAGAAGGAAAUGAGUCGAUUCCCGCCUGUUUCCCAGUUAGAAGCACAACAUCUCGCAAAACAUAACCAGAAUCGUGCCACUCCCGCGAGUACACAUAGUGAUCCAACCCUGGAAUCCCCUCUGCGACGUUCACAGACUACUUCUAGUGUUCGUGGGACACGCCCCCUUGUCCACCCUUCCCUAGAGGGCCUAGAGGGGAUGAGAUAUGACGCUGGCCAACCGAAUCCUUCUGCUGCGAUGGGACCAUCUCUUCGUCGUUCGAGCACCAUGGUGUUCCCGCACCCCAGCCUCCAUCAUCCUGUCUCGGAUGAUACAGCCUAUCCCAGACUGAAACGACACGCAUCCGAGCGGCAUAGCCUUCGAUCGAGUGCCGAAACUGAUACCUGGGCACGACUUGACAGAAGAGAACGCCGCCGCUCGAGGCCGUCGUCUGAGCACAGCAUUCCCGGAAGCUUCCCUGUUGAGGAAACAAUUCAACCUUCGACUAGCAAUGAAUCUGAAAGCCUCAAUACAUCUGAAAUCGAGGCUUGCGUCUCCUCUCUUAUCGAUAUGGGCUAUGGCACUGCCGAAGAGGGUGGGCGAUCUCGGAUGGCAGUGUAUGCCGCCGCAUCAAACGGCAGUCUUCUAGAUGCCAUUGAGAUGAUCGAGGAGGAGAGAAAGGUGUAUGCGAAACACGACCAGAUUUGA